Molecule: messenger RNA, 616 nt
Organism: Zootermopsis nevadensis
Lineage: Eukaryota; Metazoa; Arthropoda; Insecta; Blattodea; Termopsidae
Source: RefSeq, a predicted model, not a curated record
CUGGAACUGGCACUUAAACUUGAGGCAGAGGGGCGGGAGGGGAAGCUGUACCUACUGGACAGUUCUCCAGAUUUCAUGAAGAUGCUGGUGGAAAAAACUGUUGGCAGGAAUGAUGAUCAGUUUCAGAUCAAUGCCAUAUGCAAUAUAUUCAGAAUUGUUUCACCACGUAAUGCCACAUCAGCAGCCAUCACUAAGUUGGUUCAGGAGAUCACACCUCUGAAAAACUUGGACGAGAAGUUAGAUCAUGUCAUCAGUAAAUUUCCUGUUUUGAGAAACAGUGCAGAGUACUACAAAGCUGCUAGUUUGUGUGCCUUGGAUCGACUUAAAACCAUUUCAAACUAUGAGUGGGACUACACGAAAAAGGUCAGGGCUGAAACCACCCUUCUGAGGCCUGUUGCAAUGGCAGUGAAAUCAUCGGAUGAUUAUGGACUCUCUAAGUGUUGUGAGAAAAAGGUGGAGGUAUAUUUUGUGGAUGGCAACCACUUGACAAUGCUGGACAGCGAGGAUGCUGCCGCCAUUAUCAACAGGCAGAUUACAAAUACUGAGGCCCUUUAAUUGAAAGACAUCCAUAAUCAGCAGAACAUUUAUUAUUAAAGUAAUUCAUAUCCACAACAGC